Lactuca saligna is the source of this 1821-nucleotide messenger RNA. NCBI's taxonomy places the organism in Eukaryota, Viridiplantae, Streptophyta, Magnoliopsida, Asterales, Asteraceae. The record is from the annotation of a GenBank genome assembly.
UAUAAAUCAACGAAAAAGCCCAAACCGAAUAUAUUUGGUAAAUGGUAAUGGUGGAUGCCGCGGCCUGCCGGGUAUUCUUAUCUAAUGAAGAAAAAAACCAGACGCAGCCGCAGUUGACAUUUCAAACUCACGUCUCUCCCACUCCCACUCGCACUGAUUAUAAUAUUCUAUCUUCCUUUCUCGAUCUUCGAUUCUUCAAUCUUACGUCGUUGUAGAUAUACUUCCAAAAUCAAUCCCGAUCACUCUGUUCUUUUUGAACUUUUCAUCACUUUAACCUCAAGAAAUCUACAUCGCUUUUACUCGAUUUUAAUAUCUCACAUUGUCGAUCGCAGCAGCAGAACAACAUCAACACCAAUCAGCGAUGUCGUUCGAGUUAGAAGAAGAAGAGUCCUUCGAGCACACGUUACUAGUGGUUCGAGAAGUGUCGGUUUUCAAAAUCCCGCCGCGUUCCACUAGCGGCGGUUACAAAUGCGGAGAGUGGCUUCAGUCGGACAAGAUCUGGUCUGGCAGGCUUCGUGUUGUUUCCUGUAAGGACCGGUGUGAGAUCCGAUUGGAAGAUCCGAAUUCCGGAGAUUUGUUUGCGGCUUGUUUUGUUUAUCCUGGCCAGAGGGAGAGCGCCGUGGAGUCGGUGCUCGAUUCGUCGAGGUAUUUUGUUUUGAAAAUCGAGGAUGGCACGGGGAAACACGCUUUUAUAGGGUUAGGGUUUACAGAGAGGAACGAGGCGUUUGAUUUUAAUGUGGCGUUGUCGGAUCAUGAGAAGUAUGUGAAGAGGGAGAUUGAGAAGGAUGCCGAUGAAGCCAGCGACGAGAGUCAUAUCAAUAUCCAUCCUGCUGUAAAUCACAGAUUGAAGGAGGGUGAAACAAUUCGGAUCACUGUAAAAAACAAACCUGCAAGUGGAGCUGGGAUGCUUUCAUCUGCAGGGUUAUCCGAAAAGAUUAAGCCACUUAGCCUUGCUCCUCCACCUGAGAAGGUUAAGUCUAAGCCUCUAAGCCUUGCUCCUCCACCAGUUGCCUCCGGGAAAAUUAGGUCUCCUAUCCCACCCCCACCCAAUGAUCCUGCUGCUGUUCGGAUGACUUCUACAACUCAUAAUGUUGCUGCAAGGAAUUCUACAGAUGCUUUCACAGAUUUCUCUCAGCUCGAGAGGAAUCUUCCUUCAAGCGGUGGAUCUGGGUCAACAACUCAAAGCAAAAGCAAAAGCAGUGCAGCUGGAUGGGCAGCAUUUUGAUUGUAUCGGAAUCGGAUGAGGUGUAAUACUUGGAUGAUAUCUUUUCUUCUGUUAUGUUAAUGUUGAGGAAAGCAAGCAGAAUAGAUGACAUGAUACAACAGAAGGUAACAAUCAAUAUACAGUGACAGUCCAUUAUUGGAAAUAAUUGUAAUUGUCUGGAAUAUAUAAAUAUUCGUGACCUUGUAUUUCAUAAUUAUAUGUUACAAUUAUCUGCCAACGUAAGUCCAAUUUCACUCUGACGUUAAGAUCUUGUCUUCCCAUUGCUUCCUCUACUGUGAAUCUGUUGUUGCCUUGUUCUUCACCCUGGAAGGAAACCUGUUUUGAGUAUACUUGUUGCGUCUAGUUUGAAACAUAUAAAUAUAAUGAACCAGGUUUGAGUUUAUAAAAACUCAAAUUGAAUUCUAAUCGAGCUCUUCUAUCCCUACUUAAUAUGCACUGUUGUUUUGUAUUUUUUUCUGAGGUGUUUCUUAUUUUCGAGCUACUAUUCAAUGCAAGAAAUAUCUUUUCUUUUACUUAUCCAAGGGAUUGUUUUUUUCCUAAUUCUGUGUGGGUAAAAGGAAUGAUGAUUGUGUUGAUGAAGUGUUGUAUAAAUAAAG